Messenger RNA from Lachancea sp. 'fantastica', 1251 nucleotides. NCBI's taxonomy places the organism in Eukaryota, Fungi, Ascomycota, Saccharomycetes, Saccharomycetales, Saccharomycetaceae. The record is from the annotation of a GenBank genome assembly.
AUGGAAGCAGCGCAUCGUACGAGUGACAAACUGUCAACUGGUCAACUUGAAUCUGACGCCUCAUCAAAUGACUCAAUCGCUGAUGAGGAUGUACUAGUCAACUCAGUAACUGAUGGUGGCCUUCAUGAUGAGGAUAGAAAAUCAGCCACCGCUGAAAAAAUCGCCAGUUCAACUUAUCUUGCUGCGAUGGAAAAAUCGAAGCCUAAUGUCGAGUACUUUCAUUCAGCAAUUAUAACUGAGGAUUUAGCUACUAUAAGGAAUCCUAGCCUUUCACAGAAAAGAAUGGCAGAUGCCAUCGGAGAAUUGGUGAGUAUCAAAGGCUACAAAUCAACAGAUAAUGGGAAGGAGUAUACGUUCAGGUGGACCGACAAAUCAACGUACUAUCUGGUCAAGUAUUGCAACGAAAUCGGUCCAUUUUACGGUUUCGAAGGUCUGAAAUCACCUAGGGUAAAGAAGCUAGAGCGAAGCAGCGUGAUAUCUCUUAAAUGGAGUUGUAUUUUGUAUGAUCUUCUGUUGUCAUUAGAAUUUGAAAACAAUAUCAUACCAACAGAGAGUCAAAUUAAACAGAAGUGCAGAGACCUUACAGAAUACGCGCAUCCCAGACUAUUUGCUGUCACUUCAGGAGAUGAGAAAAAUCCCCUCCCGUUAACCGGAGCUGACAAAAUAGAUAACAUGGUGGAACAGCUUUGUAGGCUGAAAAAUGAAGCGGAAGUAACUAAAGCAGAAUUCCAUAAACGUGCUACCGACCACCGACGUAAUAAGAGGACCGCAGGUCAGAUGCUAUGCUCAAAUAGUAUUCCGAGUGUCAUUGAGAGCCUUGUUCAUUUAGACUCUGUUGAGCAGUCUUCCAUGGGUGACGUGAACCAAUCCAAUACUAUCACAGUCAAAAAAGGUAGGGGAUCAGGAAAGUCGCUGAACUCAAGAAAUGUCGCUUUAUAUGCCCAUUAUUUCUCGGAACUCUCAGCACCAGCGAGAGAACUGCAAGAAUCGGCGCUACAAAGGAUUGAAGCAACACUUUCGGAAGAAAGGAACCGCCAAGCAAAAGCUCAACAGCAGGAAAUAGAGUUUCAACGACAACAAUUGGAAUACAGCGCUCAAAAAGAAAAGCGUGAACAAUUCGAUCAUGAAGCCAAAAAAAUUAAGACAGUAAUGGAAAUGACGCUCAUAGCCAAAAGCUUAGAAAAGGAGAAUAAUUCCUCGAAUAAUGCUGUAAAGAAAAUGCUUCAAGACUUUUUCGCACGUUAUACGUGA